GCCACUGCCAGCAAGGAGAAUGGCAAAAGCUUGCCACUCUCUCUCUCUUUCUCUCUCUCUGAGUCCGUAGUCUUACUUGCAGUAGCAGCUUCACGUACUACUGGGUCUUCCAGCUAGCAAGGUGGAGGAGAUGUCCGGCGUCUGGGUUUUCAACAAGAAGGGUGUGGCUCGCCUUAUCCCUAACCCUACCCGAGAAUCUUUCGAGCAAGACGGCGACUCGUCAUCAUCCAGCUCCAGCCGCCCCGGCACCGCCACCGCUCCCGGCGCUCGUCCCCGAGUCCUCGUCUACGUCCCGGCCAACCACGUGAUCCGGUCCUACGCCGACCUCGAGCUCCGGCUAGCGGAACUCGGUUGGUCCCGCUACCGCAACCCCGGCGCCGCCGCCUCCAACUUCCUCCAGUUCCACCGCUCCGACGACUCCGCAGACCUAAUCUCCCUGCCCAGAAACUUCGCCGACUUCAAGCCCCUCCACAUGUAUGAUAUCGUCGUCAAGAACCGCUCCCUCUUUGAGGUGCGCCAUCCCCCGCCACCGCCGUAGCACAAAAUUCUGUGCCUUAAUUUAGUAUUGUGACAAUAUUGUUAAUGCAAUGUAAGUUAGUUUAAUUCUGAAGCGAGCAAGCCUUCUAAUUGAUGGCCGUAUUAAUCAGUUUGGU
Messenger RNA from Diospyros lotus (date-plum), 653 nucleotides. RefSeq names its product flowering-promoting factor 1-like protein 1. Gene Ontology annotation, biological process: regulation of flower development. The record is from RefSeq and is a predicted model, not a curated record. NCBI's taxonomy places the organism in Eukaryota, Viridiplantae, Streptophyta, Magnoliopsida, Ericales, Ebenaceae. The coding region runs from base 131 to 538 and encodes 135 amino acids. The transcript has a single exon.